AUGGCAGUAGCAGCACAAUCAUCAUGUUUCCUUCCAACUCCUCCAACCUCCCCUACUACUACACCUCUUACUCUCCCAAUAGCAGCAUCAGCAGGUACAUUUAAUUAUCUUCAUCACGGCUUGACGACCACUUGCACAUCAAGCUCAGCCGUUAGUCCACAAUCACCAACGGCCUACUCCACCACCUUAAUGAAUUCCCUUAAUCAUGUAAAUUCAUUAAGUGAUAUGAAUGUUCAUGCCAUGAUGAAUGUAACUUCACCAUCCGUUAUUCCUGUAGAUGCAUCUAUUGAUUACUCAUCCAUUCAACAACAAUUCCUCAACUCUUAUUAUCCAUUCCAAUCCGUUAUCCUCCCAGAAGAGAAGGAACAUGAUGAUUCCAUGCUGAACAUUGAACCAUCUGUUGACAUUGAAAGCCAACAACAACCAAUGUUAAGAUUGGAUGUUAAUGACAUGUUAACAUCUUGGACAGAUUUGUUCAAUGAAUGUAACAUUAAGGGAAGUUGUAGUCCAACAUCAACAUCCAGCAGUGUUACAUCUACAUUAUCAACCAGGAGUACUACUAGUCCGUUUAAUACGGAUGCUUCCUAUGAAUCUGCAUCUAAUCAAUCAGGUGAAGAAUUGAGCUCUCCAAAGUCAGUGGAUGCUGCAUCAAAUAUUAGGAUUCAGUUAAAAACUCAAUCAACUAAUGUAUAUAAUAUUAACAAGAUUGUAAAACCAGAACAUGUAUUCAAACAAAGAAAAUCAGUCCUUGUUACUUCAGAAGAUAGCAAAAAGAUUGAAUUGAUCAACAAGAGUAGAUUUAAAGAGAAGAAGAGUAGAAAGAGAAUGAAGUAUCCAGGAGAAUCUUCCUUGCAUAUAUGGAAGUGGAUGGAAUGA
Molecule: messenger RNA, 876 nt
Organism: Naegleria gruberi
Lineage: Eukaryota; Heterolobosea; Eutetramitea; Acrasida; Naegleriidae
Exons: 1
Coding region: 1-876 (291 amino acids)
Source: RefSeq, a predicted model, not a curated record